Messenger RNA from Myxocyprinus asiaticus (Chinese sucker), 10295 nucleotides. Its product is annotated as short transient receptor potential channel 5-like. Gene Ontology annotation, biological process: manganese ion transport; calcium ion transmembrane transport; regulation of cytosolic calcium ion concentration. Gene Ontology annotation, molecular function: protein binding; store-operated calcium channel activity; inositol 1,4,5 trisphosphate binding. Bases 85 to 3219 code for a protein of 1044 amino acids. The record is from RefSeq and is a predicted model, not a curated record. The transcript is spliced from 11 exons. Lineage: Eukaryota; Metazoa; Chordata; Actinopteri; Cypriniformes; Catostomidae. Gene Ontology annotation, cellular component: membrane; cation channel complex.
CCACCACGCAAAACCCUCCUCAGAGACCCGUUUGACUCGAGGGGCGAUUAAAUAUCCAUAUAGUAAGCCGCAUCAGCAUCCAUCAUGAAUCCCAUGUCACAUCUAUACUACAAAAAGAGCAGCUACUCUCCGUACCGGGACCGAAUCCCACUACAGAUAGUCCGGGCGGAAGUAGAGCUUUCUCCAGAGGAGCGCUCCUUCCUUUUAGCUGUGGAAAAGGGUGACUACGCGGGAGUCCAACAUGCACUGCGCGAGGCUGAGGUGUAUUACAACAUUGAUGUGAACUGUGUGGAUCCAUUAGGCCGCAGUGCGCUACUAAUAGCGAUCGAAAAUGAGAACCUUGAGGUGAUGGAACUGCUCCUGGAUCAUGGGGUGAACACUGGAGACGCUUUGCUUUACGCCAUCCGCAAAGAAGUGGUGGGAGCUGUGGAGUUACUGCUGUCCCACAGGAAACCUAGUGGAGAGAAACAGGUUCCAUCAUUAAUGAUAGAUGCCCAGUUUUCAGAAUUCACGCCCGACAUCACACCCAUCAUGCUUGCCGCCCACACAAACAACUAUGAGAUCAUCAAACUCCUGGUCCAGCGCAAAGUCACAAUCCCUCGGCCGCAUCAAAUCCGCUGUGACUGUGUGGAGUGUGUGUCUAGCUCAGAGGUGGACAGCUUGCGUCACUCUCGUUCCCGCCUCAAUAUCUAUAAAGCACUCGCCAGCCCCUCUCUCAUCGCCCUCUCCAGCGAGGAUCCCAUCCUCACUGCCUUCAGACUGGGCUGGGAGCUCAAGGAGCUCAGUAAGGUGGAGAACGAGUUUCGGCAAGAGUACGAAGAGCUUUCUCAACAGUGCAAACUCUUUGCUAAAGACCUGCUGGACCAGGCACGUAGCUCCCGCGAGCUGGAGACCAUCCUCAAUCACCGUGACGACCAGAGCGAGGAGCUAGACCCACGAGAAUGUAGAGACCUGGCCAAACUCAAACUGGCCAUUAAAUACCACCAGAAAGAGUUUGUGGCUCAGCCAAACUGUCAGCAGCUCUUGGCCACACUGUGGUAUGAUGGCUUUCCUGGCUGGCGGCGGCGCCACUGGGCGGUAAAGCUGGUCAUGUGCUUCAUUAUCGGCCUGCUCUUCCCAGUCUUUUCGCUGGUCUACCUACUGGCUCCAAAAAGCACGCUGGGACUGUUUAUCAAAAAACCCUUCAUCAAAUUUAUCUGCCACACGGCCUCCUACCUCACCUUCCUCUUCCUCCUUCUCCUGGCCUCACAGCACAUAGCGCGCACCAACCUACACACGCAGGGCCCUCCACCCACUGUGGUGGAGUGGAUGAUACUACCUUGGGUGCUAGGCUUCAUCUGGGCUGAAAUUAAGGAGAUGUGGGAUGGUGGUUUUAAUGAGUACGUCCAUGACUGGUGGAACCUGAUGGACUUUGCCAUGAAUUCUCUCUAUUUAGCCACCAUAUCACUCAAGAUCGUCGCUUAUGUCAAGUAUAACAGCUCUCGUCCUCGUGAGGAAUGGGAGAUGUGGCAUCCUACGCUGAUCGCAGAGGCUUUGUUUGCCAUCGCUAACAUCUUUAGCUCGCUGCGGCUCAUCUCCCUCUUCACUGCAAACUCUCACCUGGGUCCUCUGCAGAUUUCUCUAGGCCGCAUGCUGCUCGAUAUUCUCAAGUUCCUCUUCAUCUAUUGUCUGGUGCUGCUGGCCUUCGCAAAUGGACUCAACCAGCUUUACUUUUACUAUGAGACCGAGGCUGCAGACGAACCCAACCACUGCAAGGGGAUCCGUUGCGAGAAACAGAACAAUGCAUUCUCUACGUUAUUUGAGACUCUUCAGUCUCUGUUCUGGUCGAUAUUUGGCCUCCUGAAUCUGUACGUAACCAACGUAAAGGCUCGACACGAGUUCACAGAGUUUGUCGGUGCCACCAUGUUCGGCACCUACAAUGUCAUCUCACUGGUUGUUCUGCUGAACAUGCUCAUCGCCAUGAUGAACAACUCUUACCAGCUCAUUGCUGACCAUGCUGAUAUCGAGUGGAAGUUUGCUCGGACGAAGCUGUGGAUGAGUUACUUUGAUGAGGGGGGGACACUCCCCCCACCAUUCAACGUCAUCCCCAGUCCGAAAUCAUUCUGGUACCUGUGUCGAUGGGUACAUGAGUGGCUCUGCCGGUCAGAGUCUGCUCCGCCUGAAGACCCCCUCAAACACGACAAUUUGAAGGAGUUUACGGAAAAGCAUGCUGACAGGCUAAUACAGAAUCAGCAUUAUCAGGAGGUGAUUCGUAGUCUAGUGAAAAGGUAUGUGGCAUCCAUGAUCCGCAGCGCUAAGACCAACGAAGGACUGACGGAGGAGAACUUUAAGGAGCUGAAACAGGACAUCUCCAGCUUCCGCUACGAAGUGUUAGACCUUCUCGGGAACCGAAAGCCACCCCGACGCAACUAUUCAUCCAGCAGUGAUGCCACACUUCGAGAUGAGGUCAGUGACGACGGCGAGGCGUCAAGUAUCAACUGUCACCACAGCGAUGGAAGCAGCAUCGGGGCCAAAGGCGUGUCUUUCAAAACGAUCACACCUUCACAUCCAUCGUAUGGAGUCUCUGCCCUCUUUCAGUCCAUCUCUGGAAUGGAGGUUUCUAUGGAAACAACAGCAUCGUCCACGUACAGGGAGGGUAAACCAAAGAUCAAUGGACUGAGGAAGAACCCCUCACCCUCCUCUUCCCUGUCCUCCAUGGCUCCAGCAAGACCUGCACUCUCACGGACUUGGAGGCGUAUUUCACGCUUCUCGAGUUCCAGGAAGAACUCCUUUAGACGGCUCGGACUGCUGUUUUCACAAAUGGGCAGUCAUCUUCCCCAACCUGCAGGUGUAACUGCUGCAACCUAUACUAUCUCAGAUGGAUUGCUUCACCCGCCGGAGGCUUGGCGUGACUUGGGCUUCACCAGAGGUGAUGGUCCAGUCACCCGCAGCGAGACCAACCUUAAUCAGGUGGAUGUGGCUGGUUUAAGUGAGGGUGACAGUGUUGCCAUGACAACUAAUGGACAGAGAGCUAACGGGAGAGAUGUUUUGCUGACAUUAGGACCUCUGUCUCCGCCCACUUCCCUGCACUGUGCUUCCAGUUUCUCCGCCUCCAGUUCCCACCUCCUGGACUCAAGUGAGGACGUGUUCCAGGGAGUGGUUGGGCCUUGUGAUGGGCAAACACAAGACUCCUCCCACUGGGUAAUGGAACAAGACGAUUCAGUGACCACGCAGCUAUAGUGAUGCUAGUAUGUACUGUACAGCACUUUCGUAAUAACAAUAAUCAGUGAUGAUGACAUCAAUAAGUAUUACCUUACCAACAACAACAAAUUCUUUUGUUUAUUGCAUUUAGUUUGCUGCUGCAAUAUUUGAUGUUUUUCACAAAUAUUUAACCAAAUCAAAAGUCAUAAAUGAGACAGAUGGGGUUAAAUGAUGGACAAUAGAUAAAGAAAGGGACAGAGAAGUGCUUUAUUAGCAGAACAGACAAACUGCAGGCCAGGUUGCAUUGUUGUGUCACAAUGUCAAAAAGUCAUAUCAAUAAUUUAAGUCAAUGUAAAGUGAAAAUUUACUUUCCUAAUACACAUUCUUGGUCUUGUGUAUGAUUCAUUCACAAAAUGCAUGUUAUUCCAAAGAACAAUCUAAUUUUGUCUUCGUAAUGUUUCAUAAAAAUGUAAUAACUUGGCAUCUUUUUAUCUUAAAGAAUUUCAGUUUUGGCUGAUGUCAGAGAGCAUGCACAGACAGAGAAGAACGUUUAAAUUAUAUUUAGGCAUUGUUUUAGGCUGCUGAUGCAGGUAAUGGUUAACGUUAAUGGUUAAUGCAAUAAAAGCAAAUAAUGACAAAAGAUAGGUUAUGUCAAUAUGCCAAAAUGCUCCUGAUUGUAAACUUGACUUUUGGCCUCCAUGUCCUAGUCUGGUAGAGAAAGUAAAAAGGGUGAGUAGUCCUCCUCGUUCGACUGCAAACUUGCAUUGUGGAUAGCCCACUUUUUAUGAUCCAAAUCAAUUGCCGCUAGAUAAGAGUCCCGACCUACAUUUUUCCUUAUUGAAUACCAAUUACAGAAGUUAAAUGUUAUACAUGUUGUUCAUGCUGACUUUAAACACCAACCAAAUCAUGCAAUUUGCAACUAAUUCAAAAUACAAAAUCACUAUAUCAUGUGUAUGGAAGCAUUUCCAGUUCAAAAAUCAUGCAUUUCAUUUAGAGAAAGUUCUGAUUGGAAAGUGUACCGACCAAAAAAUAUAUCUGUUAUGGACCUACAUUACAGUGUAUGUCAAAGGAUAUGAUACUCACACAUCUCUUGGUGGAACAGAUUAGAUUUUUUUCUGCAGUACUUACUGAGCUGUUGGUGUCAGCUCACCUUGUGCACUGGUGAGGAUUUUCACUUUACUACUAUAUGUGCACAUCAUAGUCUUACAUUACUUGUGUUAUUCACCUGGGAGGGCUGAAGUUAGAAUCUAACAUGACGGAAAUAUUAUUUUUGUAUUAUGAAUAGCAUGUACAAAUUAUUUAAUUUCAAGACUGUUUUAGUCUAGACAGACAUUAUUUAUAUAUUAUACUCGUAUAAAGUUUUUUUUUCCCUUUGCUUACCUUUUUACUGUAUGUGAAUAUUAAUUAGUAUAUUAUAAUAAUCAGGUGCAGGGGAGAUGUCGGCGGACAUGCAUUGAAUUAGACAUCCCCCUACUGUGCGAUGAUGAAUGCUGAUAAACCAUAAACAGUGACUCACAAAAGUGUUCAGACAUUUAACCAACAUGUAACCUUUUACUGAAUUACAAAUACUACAUUGGAAAUGAGUUCUCCAUUAUAUUUGUAUUUACCAGUGCUGUGUAUUACAUUUAAUCUGGAUAACAUAAUCAGAUUACAAAAAUGAAGUGCUUGUAAUUGAAUUUCAUGACGUUUUAUAUUGUGUGUAAUUACAGUUACAUUUUAUGGAUUACAUUCUUGAUUAUAUUACCAAUCAGCCAAUGGCAAUAACUAGUGCGAGAUUUACUGAUUAUGCUCAUAAAUUUUAAAGAGCGUUCUGAGCCAGAGUCUAAACUACAUGAAUUAUAGCCACAUAGCACUACAUAUGUUGAAGACUGUGCUGGCCCAUUCCUUAUAUAACCGCAUACAAAAAUAACUUGACUUUCAAAAGACAGACAGACAAAAAUAACUGAGCAAUGCAAUAUUUGCCUUACAAAAAUGAUAUUUAUUUAAAAAGACUGGAGGCUGGAGGUUCUGUACAUGUUCUCUAACUGUAUUUCUGUAUAUAAGUUAUCUAAAUAUCAAGUAUUUUAAUAAUAAUUCGAUGCAUCAUCUAGCCAUGUGUGCAUGUAGCUACUGAAAUUGAUACACUGCAAUGAAAGCACUUAAUACAAUCCACAAAUUCACAAAGGGCAUUUGGUUUCUGUUUUAAAAUAAGUUUCUAAAUUAAUGCACAUAGAAAUGCCAAACUGUUUAUUUGUACCCUGUGUUUCAAACAAGUCCUUGUCUACAUUCUAGAAACUCUUCUGUAAGAACACGUUGCAAAUAUAUAUUUUAAUGUUUUCGGUCACAUGCAGCAUGCAAAUGCUCUUCGGCCUGUGCUUUAAGAUGGCAGAAAAAAGUGACCGUCAUAAGCCACAACUUCUCAUAAGGGAGGUACAAAUCUAACAUCUCAUAUCAUAUCUAGAGACAUUCUCUCAUUCAUUUCAAAAGGUGAAUAAAAUAGUGAAAUCCCUAUUUAAAUGUUCAAAAUAAAAAUUCUUAAAAUACAAGCAUUUCUCAUUGGCUUCUAUCUUGGGUAACAAUCUUAGUUUCUCAUAACUUUUUCAGCACUUUAUUUUACUGAGCAGUUUAAAAUAGCAAGUUUCUGUUUGAUUUUUUCGUUUACUAAUGUUUAACUUAAAAAUUUAUCCAUUAAUUGUAAAUAUAUUAUCAAAAUAUGCAAUGACUAAUCUAAAAGUAAUCCAAACGUAAUCAGGUUAGAUUACCUAAAUGUAAUCUAAAAUAUUACAUUAUGAAUUAUAAUUUCUGAUGUGUAAUUUGUUCAGAAGUAAUCUACCCUUUAGUUUACUUUAGUUUGACAUUGUUUUAAGUUUAAAAUAAAAAGAGCUGUGGUCUAGAAGUUAGUUUGUGUGCUCUGACACGGAGUUAUGGUGCUCAUAUCUGGGUGAUGCAGAUUUUCUCUGUACACCAUUUGUUGUCCUCUGAACCCAAAUUUAAAAGACCAAAAAUAAAUUAAGUAAAAAGUUAAAUGUUUCCAUUAGUAUUCCAUUUGGAAUGGAAAUAAUAUUUAUAUUAUAUUUAUAAAUGCAGUAUAUUAUAUAGAUUAUGUGUAUGAAAACAUAAUUUUUAAUUAAUGGUAUGGCUCAAAGCCCUAAUCUCAACCACCUGAGAAUCUGUUGCACUUUUCGAAAAUAGCUAAUAUACCUGAAUGGUCUGGAGCAAAUCUGCCUGCAAUAAUGGGCCAUAAUCACACCUAGAAUAUACUUACCCUGCAAGACUGAUGCUGUCAUAGUUAGAAAAGGUUGAUCUUCAAAAUAUUUAAAUGUGGGUAUUGAAUUGGGUUAGGUUAGGGUUAGAGUUAGGGUUAGGGUUAUUUUAGGUACUAUUUAAACCAAAUAAUGUCACAUCAAAAAAAUUGUCAAUGCUUUGAAAUACAAAUAUCAAAUUUCAGUGUUGGGCUGUGUAAUUCAGUAAAAUGAGAGCAUUAGAUAAGGUCUGAUGACUUUUGGUGAGGUGCUGUAAAUGCUUGUGUAAACACUUGAAUGAAAUGCUUCUCUUGUAUGACUCUUACCAGUUUCUACUUUUCUUUGAAAACGUGAAAAUAUGAUUAAGAUAAAAAGUAGUUCUGAGAGCCAGAAACUGAACUCAAGGGAAUGCCGAAUAUGCAGAAUAACAAUAAAGCAGUAUAAUCCUGGUGAUGUGUUUGAUUUGUUUCCAUUUCCCGAUUGUAUAAGUCACAAAAUACUAUUUUUCUCUCUCUCUCUCUAUUUUGCACUAAUUAAAGGAAUAUUCCAGAUUUAAUAUAAAAUAAGCUCAAUCAGCAUCAUCCGUGGCUUGAUGUCGAUUACCACUUUAAUUUCGACUCGUCCCUCCUUUUAAAAAAAAAAAAAAAAGUAAAAAUCUGGGUUACUGUGAGGCACUUACAAUGGAAGUGAAUGGGGCCAAUCCGUAAACGUUAAAAUACUCAGUUUCAAAAGUAUAGCCACAACAUGUAAACAAUAUAUGAUUUUAGUGUGAUAAAUUGCUUACUAACCUUGUCUGUGUAAAGUUAUAGCCAAUUUUACUUCGUUGUCAUGACGAUGUAACACUGUAAUCCGUGAAAUCCUAAAAUGACUGUAAAAACAACAAUUUAAACAGUUUGACACAUGCGCAAUACAAUUGCUUUGUUAUACGUUACCAGACGUUAAAGGGCAGCACCGAGUCAUGCCUUUUUGCCUAUGUAUUUUCAACUCUUUCCACUCCUAAUUCAUCUACAAACGAAUAGCAAAAAACAAGUUUAUCCAAUUAUAAUUUAUUCGUCCAUGCUUACAAGCAAAGUGUGACAACUGUUUCACAAAUCGCAUGCCCAAAGCGGAGCUUGUUAGCCGAAGCAGCGUGCGAGUCUGAGCUCCACCCUGUUAGGCCUUCAGAAUUUCCACAGAAUCUCUCAACAGUGCAAAUGAAUGCGCAUCUAAUGUCAGACUGUCAGAUUCAUCAGCCAAUCAGAUUGAUUUAUUUGUUCUUGGUGGGUGUGGUCUUUAGGAUAUAUCCCAGUCCAGGCCUUCUAGCUGGCCUCGAGUGACACAAUCACACUUUAACUUCUAAAAGAAUUUCGUUUGUGUUCUGAUGAAGAAAGAAAGUCAUACACAUCUGGGUUGACAUGAUGAGUAAGUGAUGAGAAUUUUCAUUUUUGGGUGAACUGUCCCUUUAACUUGUAUUAAACCCAGAAUAUUCCUUUAAGUACUGAAACAUCUAUACAAUGGCUUUACAGACCUGACCAAUUUCAUAGAAAGAAAAUGUUCCUGGGGGUCUUUAUUGGAUUAGCCAACAUUGUCACUACCGACCUGUAACAGGAGCAGUAGUAAUUGGCAAACACGACAUGGUAAUUUAUGAGAGCAAAUUCAAAGUGGAAAAUCUAAUAAUGUGGAAUGUAACGCCCUCUGGUGUUUGCAUGCAUGCCUUGCACAACAACUCACUGGCAUUGGCCUAUAUUGGACAUUUGCAGUUUUUCUCAGUAGCUUUGGUACACUUCUCGAAUCAUCCUUAACAUUUGCAAACCAGUAAGUGCAUUUCUCGAAACAAUUUGUACAAACAGCACACAGUAGAUUACAUGCAAAAGCCUGUAACUUGCUCAAAGUUUUUUUCUCAAAAGUAAAUAUUUAAUGUCAAUGAGCAUAUCAGAAUGACAUGUCCUUGUGUCAUUGUUCACAAACAAGAUGUUGUCAUUACAAAUGUACUCUGUCAGUAUUUCCUGAUGUAAACUAUGGCUACGGGUUUGAUGACAAUGUUUGAAAAUACACAAGGCUGAACCUUUUCUGUAUGGCAUAUCAAUUUCAACAGUACAAGGUUACACAUUACUGUAUGUGGGAUACUGAUUGCAAGGGAUUAGACAGGAUUCACGUUUAUGCUCUUAUUGUCGGUCUGUCAACAAAUUACAGAACAAUUUCACUGCAAUACAGAAGAGAAAUAAAGACAAGACUAUUUUACAGUACAAAGGAAAAAUAUCACUGUGCAAAUAUACAUACAUAUAUUUGUGUGCACACACACACACACACACACACACACACAUAUACAAUUGUGCUCAAAAGUUUGCAUAACCUGGCAGAAAUUGUGAAAUUUUGGCAUUGAUUUUGAAAAUAUGACUGAUCAUGACUGUCUUUUAUUUAAGGAUAGUGAUCAUAUGAAGCCAUUUAUUAUCACAUAGUUGUUUGGCUCCUUUUUAAAUCAUAAUGAUAACAGAAAUCACCCAAAUGGCCCUGAUCAAAAGUUUACAUACCCUUGAAUGUUCGGCCUUGUUACAGACACACAAGGUGACACACAGGUUUAAAUGGCAAUUAAAGGUUAAUUUCCCACACCUGUGGCUUUUUAAAUUGCAAUUAGUGUCUGUGUAUAAAUAGUCAAUGAGUUUGUUAGCUCUCACAUGGAUGCACUGAGCAGGCUUGAUACUGAGCCAUGGGGAGCAGAAAAGAACUGUCAAAAGACCUGCAUAACAAGGUAAUGGAACUUUAUAAAGAUGGAAAAGGGUAUAGAAAGAUCUCCAAAGCUUUGAAAAUGCCAGUCAGUACUGUUCAAUCACUUAUUAAAAAGUGGAAAAUUCGGGGAUCUCUUGAUACCAAGCCAAGGUCAGGUAGACCAAGAAAGAUUUCAGCCACAACUGCCAGAAGAAUUGUUUGGGAUACAAAGAAAAACCCACAGGUAACUUCAGGAGAAAUACAGGCUGCUCUGGAAAAAGAUGGUGUGGUUGUUUCAAGGAGCACAAUAUGACAAUACUUGAACAAAAAUGAGCUGCAUGGUCGAGUUGCCAGAAAGAAGCCUUUACUGUGCCAAUGCCACAAAAAAGCCUGGUUACAAUAUGCCCGACAACACCUUGACACGCCUCACAGCUUCUGGCACACUGUAAUUUAGAGUGACGAGGCCAAAAUAGAGCAUUAUGGUCACAACCAUAAGUGCUAUGUUUGGAGAGGGGUCAACAAGACCUAUAGUGAAAAGAAUACCAUCCCCAGUGUAAAACAUGAUAGUGGCUCACUAAUGUUUUGGGGGUAUGUGAUCUCUAAAGGCACGGGGAAUCUUGUGAAAAUUGAUGGCAAGAUGAAUGCAGCAUGUUCUCAGAAAAUACUGGCAGACAAUUUGCAUUCUUCUGCAUGAAAGCUGCGCAUGGGACGCUCUUGGACUUUCUAAGCACGAGGCCAAGUUGACCCUCUAAUGUUUACAGCAGAAAAAGGUGAAGGUUCUGGAGUGCCCAUCACAGUCUUCUGACCUUAGUAUCAUCGAGCCACUCUGGGGAGAUCUCAAACGUGCGGAUCAUGCAAGACGACCAAAGACUUGGCAAAAUGCCUCCAGGUCAUGCAAAGACGAAUAGGCAGCUAUACCACCUUCAAGAAUUUGGGGCCUCAUAGACAACUAUUACAAAAGACUGCACGCUGUCAUUGAUGCUAAAGGGGGCAAUACACAGUAUUAAGAACUAAGGGUAUGCAGACUUUUGAACAGGGGUCAUUUCAUUUUUUUCUUUGUUGCCAUGUUUUGUUUUAUGAUUGUGCCAUUCUGUUAUAACCUACAGUUGAAUAUGAAUCCCAUAAGAAAUAAAAGAAAUGCGUUUUGCCUGCUCACUCAUGUUUCUUUAAAAAUGGUACAUAUAUUACCAAUUCUCCAAGGGUAUGCAA